CAUAUAUCAGGAAGCUGCAUGGAAGGAAAAUUGGAUGAUGUGAUAAGGUAAUGCGGUGGAAGAUGUUAUAAUGAGUGGAACAGAGAAAGCCUGUACCGGUACUGCUGAUUCAGUUGUCCAUGGUGAGCCUGGGGAAGGUGGUGGACUGGUUGCAGAUGGAGAGGCUACUGAUGACACACCUGCAUACCUGAGUGAGAAUCAGCGGGAUGACCAGGAUGUUGUGGAACCUUUUAGUGAGGAGGUUACUGGUGAUAAGAAUGAAACUGGUAAUGUCUCAAACAAUGCCAUUAGUGAAGCCUCCCUUGACCAGUGUGUGAAAGAGAUUGAUCCAGAGUGCUCCACGUUUUCUGAUAGUGAAAAUAUACAUGCAGAAGCCAAACAUGUGGAAGAGGUGUCAAGUCCAAGUAAUAACAAGCAUUUAGAUGAACAGAAUUGCACACAUGGAAGUGACACAUCUGUAAAGAAUAGCUGUGAAAGUGAUGAAGGUGUAAAAGAAGGAGAAGUAAUGUUUGAAGAGGAGGAGAGUGCAUUGGUAAGAAGGCCCGAAACAGAAAGUGUGUGUCAGACCACUGUUGAGGAUGACCCAUCCCAGUUACAGACAGAAAUUCAGCAGGACAGUAGUAAUGGGAGCUCUUCAGACAAAUCUAGUGGCAAAGAAGAUACAUGUAAUGAAGUAAAAACUAUCAACUCUGAACAGAGCUCAAGUGUUAGUAAUGUUGACUCUGUGUCUUCAGUUUGUCAUAAUGAAGAGGACAGUGGUUACUGUGGUAAAGAGCAAAUGAAAUGUGAAGGUGAUGACCAUCAGAGUGGAGAGGGGGAAGGGAACAGUGAGGGAUCAUCAGGUGCUCAGUCAAAUAAUGAAUGCAUUGUUGGGAGCCCUGAUGUGCCUUUGCCUGAAGAUAGUUGUGAAGAAGGUUUAGUUGCGUGUAUUAACAAAACACAGAUUGAUGAUACAAGCCCUGAAUCUACAGGUGAAAUGGAUAUUAAUAAAUCCACACUAUUGGAAACAGAAAUUAAACCAGGUAAUAGGCAAAGUGAAACUACAACUGAAAAGUCCUAUGAUACCAAGCCAGUAACUCCAGCUAAAACAAGUAGAGACAAAGAUGAACUGUCCCCAUCAGAGAGAGUGACAAAGAUAUCAAAAGAACUUGGCAACAGUGAGGAAGAAACCAGAAGUGAUACCCCAACAAAAGAAAGCAGAUUGGAUGUGAAAACCAGCAGUGGUCCAGCAAAGGUAUCCCAGAUCUCAUCACCUAAGUCACCAGCAGGAAGAGAAACAAGAGGGCCAACAAAGCAAAGGUAUUCUGAGCAAAGACAGAGGAAAAAUAUGAGCCGUGCUUUAGAAAAAUCUGAUAAGAAGGACAGCAAGGGAAAAGAUUUACCUCUAAGAAAAGAACAAUCAAGGGUAUUGGACUUCCUAGGUUGUGCCAUUUCUGCCCCCUUACUAGUAGCGAAGCCCAGUGGCCCUACUGCUGCUGAAUUAGAGGCUAAAUGGCAGAAAGAAGAAGAGGAUAAGAAAGCCCAAGAGGAAGAGAAACGAAAAGAGGAAGAGAGACAGAGGGAGGAGAAGCUAAAAGAAGAGGAAAGGCAAAGGGCCAAGGAGGAAGAAAGGCUGAAAGCAGAAGAAGAACAGCGGAAAAUAGAUGAAGAAUUGAAAUUACUGGAGGAUUACAUCAGUGAUGCGAAGGAAAAAAUUGAAAGUAAAGCUGAACUUCGAGACAAAAAUAUAGCCGAAGCUGAAAAUAGACCCGAUGAAUCAUUCUUCAGUAAGCUGGACUCAAAUUUAAAGAAAAACACAGCAUUCGUGAAAAAAUUGAAAAACCUUACUGAUUCUCAAAAAGAUUCCCUGAUCAAAGACUUCUCCAGUUUGAAUCUCAGCAAGUAUAUCGGCGAAUGUGCUGCAGGUAUUGCUGAAGCCAAACUGAAGAUGUCUGAUGUUAACUGUGGCGUGGCUUUGUCAAGCCUUCUACAUCAGAGAUACGCAGAUUUCUCUUCUAAUCUCCUGGAGAACUGGCAGAAAUUUCUACUAAACAAGAAAGAUGAAAAGAUACCUAAUCCUAGUAAAUAUCGUGUAGACCUCAGAUUUUUUGCUGAGUUGUUGUCAGUUCGUGUCUUCACCCAGAAGGAAGGAUUGCCUAUCUUGGCCAACCAAUUGUCAAUUUUGGUGAACAAUGACAAAGAAGAGCACAACAACUUAUCAACAAUCUCCAGUUUCUGCAAACACUGUGGGGAUGAUUAUGCCGGUUUGAUACCAAGGAGAAUUCGUGAGCUGGCAGAAAGUCAUAACAGGGAAGUGCCAAGGAGUCAGGUUUUGCCCCCAGAACGCCAAAAAGCCUGUCGCAACCUCCUGAAAGAUUAUUAUCAGUCUUUAUGUAAGCACCUGACCAAAGACCAUAAAGAUCUCAAGUCCUUAGAGAGACAGAACCUCCGGACCUUACAGACAAAGGGUGAGUUGAGUGGAGAGAAGAAAGAUAUGUAUGAGGCAUCUUUAACUGCUUAUCAAAAACUCCAUGCGAACACAGCCACAUUGUCUGAUCUCUUGGAUGAACCCAUGCCAGACUUACCAGAGGAAGAUUUCAAACAGGAUCCAGAAUCUGCAGCUUUUGAUGUGUUUAACCCUAUGAGAAAUGCUGAGUAUCAGUAUGAGGGUGACACAAACCUGUUUGAGGAUGAGGAAACCAGAUCAUUCUAUGAAAAUUUGUCUGAUCUCAAAGCUUUCAUCCCUGGGAUACUGUACAAAGAGAGUGAGCAGGCUACUACCAAAGAUGCUAUCAAAGAUGUGGACACUGGAAUGGAAGAGAGCCUCGCUGUGGAGGAUGUGGAGAAGGAGAUGGAGACAGAGAAAAGCCUGGCUGAGAUAGAGCAGCAAGCCCUGGAGAAGGAAGAGCAAGAGAACCCUGGGUCUGUCAUGGCAGUGGAUGAUGAGGACCUGCCUCCACACAUGAGUGUUCCAGAUGUACAACCAUAUAAGAAACGCAGAAAUGAUGAUGGAGAAACAGUCAGUCUAAUGAAGAGUCAGUUUGAAGCUUACCUUCAGUCACUCCCUAACUGUGUUAACAGAGAGCUCAUUGACAAGGCAGCAGUUGAAUUCUGUAUGAAUUUCAACACCAAGUCCAAUCGAAAAAAACUAGUCAAAGCCCUUUUCACUGUCCAUAGGACAAGAUAUGAUUUGUUACCAUUUUAUUCUCGCUAUGUCGCAACUUUAUACCCAUGUAUGCCAGAUGUCGCAAAUGACCUUGUUCAUCUCAUAAAAGGAGAUUUCAAGUGGCAUGUUAGGAAAAAGGACCAGAUAAAUAUUGAGUCAAAGCUAAAGACAGUCCGAUUUAUGGGGGAAAUGGUGAAAUUUAACAUGUUCCCCAAGUCAGAGUCAUUGCACUGUUUGAAGAUGCUGAUGUUGGAGUUCUCUCACCACAACAUUGAGAUGGCUUGUUCCCUGUUGGAAACAUGUGGUCGUUACUUGUAUAGAUCUCCAGAGUCUCAUCACCGUACAAAAGUCUACCUGGAUGUAAUGAUGCGGAAGAAGGCUGCACUACAUUUAGAUGGGAGGUAUAUCACCAUGAUUGAGAAUGCAUAUUACUACAGUAACCCUCCAGAUACCCCUCAGCUGGUGCGCAAAGAGAGACCUCCUUUACAUGAGUACAUGCGCAAACUACUCUAUAAGGAACUGUCUAAAACCACUACAGAAAAGGUUCUGAGGCAGAUGAGGAAAUUGGAUUGGGACGAUCCACAGGUUGCCUUUUAUGCAACCAAGUGUCUGACAGCUGUUUGGAAUGUUCGUUACAACUCUGUCCACUGUGUGGCUAAUCUGCUUGCUGGACUAGCCCCAUACCGGGAGAUUGUAGCCAUACAAGUUGUUGAUGGUGUACUUGAGGACAUCAGAAUAGGAAUGGAGGUUAAUCAUCCAAAGUAUAACCAACGCAGAGUUAGUGCUGUGAAAUACCUUGGGGAAUUAUAUAAUUACAGAAUGGUUGAAUCUGUGGUCAUCUUCAAAACACUGUACUCAUUUAUCAGUUUUGGUGUUUCACUGGAUGAGUCAGCACCAACACAUCUGGACCCUCCGGAACACCUCUUUAGGCUGAGAUUGACCUGUGUAUUACUUGACACUUGUGGACAGUAUUUUGACAAAGGUUCCAGCAAGAAGAAGCUGGACUACUUCCUGGUUUAUUUUCAGAGAUACUAUUGGUUUAAGAGGAACUGUCAGCUGUGGUCAGAAAGCCGUCCCUUUCCUAUUGAUAUCAUGAACAUGGUGCAGGACACAUUUGAAACAAUCCGCCCAAAACUGAAGAUGCAUGAGUCAUAUGAAGCUGCCAGCAAAGCUGCUGAGGAACUUGGAAAUGAGUUCAAGACUAAGCUUGCCAAAGUGUUGCCUCAGCCUGAGGUGAAGGAUGGUGGGGAUACUGGUAACUUUGAUGACCCAGCGCUCACAACUAUACAGGAGUCUGAAGAAAAUGAUGAGUUAAGCCAAAACCUGUCUCAAACUCCCCUAACUGAUGAUGGUCCAAGUACAGCAGACAGUCAGACAAGUGCUGAUGAAGGGCACACAGGCAGCCAAACAAAUGAGGGUGAUCGAAGACGCAGUACACUUGAAGAGGAAGAAGACAUUUUAGAGUCAGCAGGUGAAGAUGAAACCGAUGACCAGGUGACGGUUUUGUCUGGAGGGCCAAAGUAUGUGAACUGUUCAGAAGACAAUGACUUUAUGGCUGCUUUUGACAAGAUGAUGGUUGACAACAUUCAGGCUCGUAACAGUGAAUCUUUGAAAGUACCUCAGCUUGACAUUGCGGUACCCAUGCACUUGAGAGGACAGAAAAAGACCUACUAUCCACAGGACCAGGGCUCGAUAAAUUUUGUUCUCAUGACAAGAAAGGGAAACAAGCAGCAGUUCUCAAAUUUGAAUGUGCCCAUAUCCGAGGAAUUUGCUGCCAAGUUUAAGGAGAGAGAAAGGGCAGAAAAGGCUGAAAAGGAACGCAUGAAGCAGGUUGUUCUAGGAAUUCAUGAGAGACAGGAAGAGGAGGACUAUCAAGAAAUGAUAGCUUCCCUAAAUAGGCCAGUGCCAGCCAACACUAACAGAGAACGCCGUGUGCGUUAUCAACACCCAAAGGGGGCACCAGACGCAGACCUCAUCUUUGGCUCCAAGUAAGACAAAUUGUCUUGUGAAGCGUUGAGUUGUUUAAACUACCCCUAUGGUAAUGUUAAAGCUCUGCCCCAACACAGAGGACUGUCACGCAACCGAUUGACCUUGCUAUGGCCAUAAAGUGAAAAGUCCUUGGUGCAUGUUACCGUCACUGGAGAUCCCAAGAUCCACUCAGUGAGAGGAGGCAAUGGAUGGGAAGAUGUUGCGACAGUUCACUCCCUCCUGUUGGUGCCACCAACUUCUGUUUCUAAACAGAAGAGCAACUUUGGGUGAUUUUUAUACACCUGGCAAGAACAAGCAGACUAGGAACAGGUUAUUGAGGAGUUGCUAAAUUUUGGUUCAGGUUUAAAGCUCACUGAAGUUUUAUUCGGUACAAGUGUCGUCAUGACAGGGACGAGUACCCAUCCAUAUGUAUCAGAUUGAAAACCAAGUGGAGUUUGCUGUGUGGCUUUUUAAACCUCGUUUUGACCAGAUGUAUGCUCUCAAGUCACAAAGUCAAUUUUAUUCAGGUCCUUUCUGUAUCAGUGCUCUGAAACAUUUUUAUCUGUUCAUAGGCAAGAAAGGAGAUUUUAUUCAGCUUUUAUUUCAGUUUAUUAAAAAGAUGACCAUUCACUGAACUCCUUACUCAUCCCCAAAUGGGAAGAAAUUAUAAAGAUCUAAUUUUGUGAUAUACUGUUUAUUCAGUGAUACAUGUUAAUUGCUGCUACAGGUUGAUAUGUGCGAGAAUGAAUUGAGAAAAUUGGGCUUUAUUCCUGUUUAAAUGAAUCCAUUAUUUUGUAGAAAUGACCUGCCCUAAAUCCUCAACAAGUUUAACUCGUGAAGUAUAGCUUUUGAUGCUGUUCGAAAACAGAAUUUAUUAGAUUUUGUAGAGUAAAAAGUGGUGUUUAGGUUGUGGUAAAUAUGGGCUUUACAGAAAUUAUAGAAUAAGCUGUCCAGAUAAGGUGAUAUGCCUCUACGAGUCCAAAACAUGCAAUAUGGAUGCGGUUGAAUUUGUCGAGGAUUUAGCGUAUUUUUAAGGUGUUCCAUCUUGAUGGCUUGUUGCAGUGUACUUCAACUGUCUGUUGUAGUCUCUGGUACGUCUUUUAUUGUGUGACACAGUGACAGGAGGGUCAGGUACCUGUUUUUUUUUUUUGUUUUUUUUUUAGAUAUUAUAAGUUUUUAUUUCCAGUAAAGGACUCCUGGAACUCAUUUUACAAAGUUGUGGCAACCCAUAUCUCUUUACUAUUCAUUCAGGCAGCUUCCUAAAAGCAGUGUGUUUUUAAGAUGGUAUGGAGCAUUAAACAGUGAUUCCUUGAUUGGAUGAAUCAGCACACAUUAUAUCGUGCUAUUCUUGUUCCUGAACUUUUGGGGAGGAGAUCAACAGCUCGAGCACAAGUGGACUCUUGAUGCUCAGUCUUGUACGUGAAGCACAAGUUUUUAGCUGUUUGGGGGAUGUGGUGUUUGAAAGGUUCAGAAAUUGUUCCACAAGAGAUGGUUAUGCUCAAUUUUAGUGUUAGGUGUUAGGUUUGGGGUACUCGUAUCAUUUUAAACAGAGUUAAUAAAGGUUGUUUUUGCAUAAAUACAUGCUUUGUAAGCCAAUAAUUAAAUUAUAAACAUAAGUAAUUCUAAGUGAGCUAACCACUAUGUAGCCACAUGUAAAAGGCAGUCAUUUUAUUUGAAGAAUAAAAAAAGGAUGUACUUGUACUAAUGACACUCGGGUUUCAUAAUUAUUGAAUAGAUACCGAAUCUUUCAAAAAAAAAAAAAGAAAAAAAACCCUUUCAACUCCAUUUUGGAGAGUAAUACUUCCCUCUUUUAAAUAGAAAGAACAGUACCUGUAUGAUUUCCAUGAGUAUUUAAUACUGGUUUGGUUAGCUUGGCUUCAGUGUAAUUGGCCAGCGUUUCUGUUACACUGUAUUUGGUGCUAUGUUUAUUGCUCCAGUUUAGUUCAGCAGGACUAGCUGAAAGCUACAGAUAUAGAAGAUAUUGUUCAAGUUCAGUCUAUAACAGGUGUACGAAUGAGCCUAGUGCUGCAGCACGUUCAGCCUUGAGGGCCAUGCUUUCUUAUGAUGACCUGUGUUCUUUUUGCCACUGUUUUAUCAGCCUGGAAUAAACCUCCAGAAUUUUGUUCUGAAAA
Molecule: messenger RNA, 7245 nt
Organism: Liolophura sinensis
Lineage: Eukaryota; Metazoa; Mollusca; Polyplacophora; Chitonida; Chitonidae
Product: regulator of nonsense transcripts 2-like
Exons: 43
Coding region: 71-5137 (1688 amino acids)
Biological process (GO): nuclear-transcribed mRNA catabolic process, nonsense-mediated decay
Cellular component (GO): exon-exon junction complex; cytoplasm
Molecular function (GO): protein binding; RNA binding
Source: RefSeq, a predicted model, not a curated record